Molecule: messenger RNA, 1725 nt
Organism: Seminavis robusta
Lineage: Eukaryota; Bacillariophyta; Bacillariophyceae; Naviculales; Naviculaceae
Source: the annotation of a GenBank genome assembly
AUGAGCGAGAAGGGGCAAGCCCCAAAAGCGAAGGAUUCUUCUUCUACCUCUAUUCGUCUUGAUUCCGAUGCCCUAGCCAUUGCCAAGGACACCGCUCGAGGAUCCUUUGUCAUUGCCAAUCGAUCUCUUCAGGCGGGAGAAAUCUUGUUGGAGUGUCCUUCGGCCAGCAUUGCCUUGGAUCAUGGAUACCGAACUUCUCAUUGUGGAUUUUGUGCCACUGAGAUACAACAACAACAACAACAAGUCGCCCAAAGUAGUACCUGCCAGGGAUGUCGUGUCCUUGCAACCUGCCACCACUGCCGUGAAACCCUGAAGGACUGGCAUGCCCAAAGUGGAGAAUGCGCCGUUCUGCAGUGUCUCGUGGAAGGAUUUGGAAAAGUCUUCUUGUCCGAGCAAGUAAUGACAGCGCAAGACGUUUCGCCGCAUAUUGAUCCAAUUUACAUCAUCACCAUGCGAUUGGCACAUCGUCGUCAAUUGGAUCGGCAUAAUGGUACUACAACUCAAAACUCUACUACUACUAUUUUACCAAGCAUUGAUUGGAACUUGUUGGAUCAAUUGUACAGCAGUCCGCUACCCGCUAAUCAUGAAGGCAACGCCGUGGUAUCCGCCAUGGCCCAACUAUUGCAAGUCAUGACUGCCCUAUGGAAACAAAAGAAACAACAAAUACCAUUUUGCAAUCCCCAGGAAUGCGUUUCCAUUUGGAACAAAUGCCGAGGAUGUUGUCAUGCCAUUACCGAUCUCACGAGACCAUUGGGAGCACAAAACCUUGGAAUGGCUCUCUUUCUGCCGCACAGUUUCUACAAUCAUGCCUGUGCUCCCAAUGCCUUUUUAUCUUGUAUGUUGCCGUCAUCCAAACAACAACAACACUCUGUUUGUGAGGAUCCAACGAGUACUACCAAACAACAGCAACAACAACACACACCUGCGGUAGUGGCCCGAGUGGUUUGUAUCAAUACUAUUGCCAAAGGAGACCCGGUUUCGUUGAGCUACAUUCCCUUGAGCGGUCUCUGUCGUCUCGAACGACGACUGCGGUUGCAAGAGACCUAUCAUUUUGUCUGUGAUUGUUCAAUGUGCAGCAAUCAAGAGGCUAUCGAACGACACGUCGGUGGUGAUUUUGCGACUGGCAAGACGGCAAGUGAUGUCGUCACGGCACUUUUACCCUUGCGCGAGUUGCAGAUUGAUUGUUAUCAAACGUUGACACUCGCGUCGUCCAUGGAAAACAAGGAUGAAGUAAUGGACGUGGUAGAACAAUGCAUGGCCACAUUGACAAUGGCCCAGCGAGGGAUUCGGAACCAACAGAUUCCCGCCUCACACGAGGUAGCACUGGAGUGUCACCGACUGCUGGCCGUGGCGCACUCGUUGUUACGGGGUGACAACAACCACGAAAAAGACCAGGAGUUACAUCAUCACCGGGAGUUCUUUGGGGCUGCCGAACAAGUAGAGGCACUGAUGGAUCCGUCCGCGUUGGCAAUCCAACAUGGUCUAGCAGCGCAGUGCUUGCAAUCCAAACUGCAGGACCACAGCGAUGAUGCAACCACAAACGAAUUCCAAAAAGAACUUCUUGUCCACAGGACAGCUGCUAUUGAAAUAUCCACCAGGGCGGUUGGAGGGGAUCAUCCGUUUGUGCAUUCCUUGCAACAAUCGAUGGGUGGGUGCAGCGAAACGCAGCCUACUGAUUCUGCUCUAGGAACUAGAAAGAGACAACUUUCACAAAACGGUGACUAG